CGAAGGUUGGGAACAUUUUCACUGAGAAGACGCACGAGUGAUGGAAACGAUGGUUUCGAGUCGGUCCGAACAUGUUCGAGGAUAAAUAAAAACAUGAGUUUUACCGCAAAAGACGAAAGCCAAACUGCGCUGCAGUGACAGUAAAUGGAAGAGGGCAGCUGAAUUUUUUCGUUAUUUUUUAAUUUCCUGAAAUGGCUCGUCGGUAUUUCCUGCUCUGCUACAUUUUUACCUGCUAUCUAGCUUCAGUUAUUGGACAGUCCACAACAUAUGCACUUGAGGGGCAGGAGGUCAAGCUUACGCCAAACGUUCCUGGAGGCCCUGAUCACAUUCGGUGGAAACAUAAUGGCAACAUAGUGGUCCAGUUCAAUGGGAAUGAGAAAGAAGUUUAUGGCUCAUUUAAAAACAGGAUCACUCUUGACUGGCAAUCUGCAGAACUCAGCAUCACUCAACUCAGUUUUGAAGACAGUGGAGAUUAUGAUUUGGGAGUAUACAUGAACGAUGACUUUCAUCAUUCACGUCAUAAAUUGGAGGUUAUAGACAAGGUUGCCAAGCCCACAAUAUCCUGUCAUAUGAACAAUGGCACCAGCUCUCACAUAUCAGGAACACUGCUGUGCUCUGCAGAGCCCAGACGACCUCAAAACUUAAUGAAGUUUGAGUGGAGUUCAAAGGGAAAGGUGCAUCCCGGCCCACAGUUGGUAAUAUCUUUGGGGGGUGAAUAUGAUGACGAAGUACACAUUUGUAAUGUGAGCAACCCUCUGAGUACUGAAACAGCUACAUUCACCUCAAAGGAUUGUUACCCUGUCAACAGUUCAUCUGCAGCACUGAUUGCCAGCCUGGUCAUCAUCUUUAUUACACUCAUCGCUGUCGCUUUGGGUAUCCUGAUCUGCUAUCGAACCCGCAAAGCAUGUUUUGCAAAGAAAAAGAGAGAUGAUUGGAAAAAGUCCUCAGAAGAAAACGGGACAGCUGAGCCCCUUUUGGACAGAGCGCCCACACUUCCCUCGACUCAACCACUUGCCGGUCGUGUUCAACAUAACGGGAAUAUGAGGCCUUGUGACUCUGCUAGCAGUCAGGAAAAAAACAGUUCAGACGGUGUGCAAGCAUCCCAGCAGCCUGAGAGCCCCACAUCAACAGCACCAGACAACAGGAGCACCAGUCGCUCUCAAGAGUCUUAUCACUCUGAACAUGACGCGUUAAAUCAAGAGGCCAAGACCAGGAAAGACUCAGCUGAGUCUGCUGUAGUUGAUGGUGAAACUGUUGAAUCUAAAAACGAGAUCCAGUGUGGCCCAAAAGAAGACAAAGCAGCAUGUGAUUUACAAGAUGAGACACCACGAAAAGGUUUUGUCAAACAGAGUGUAAAGCGGUUCGAGCAAAACACAAGAUUAAGAAAGAGCAAAGACAAGCACAAGGAAACUACAUCUCCUCCUUCCUCUCCACCUAUUGAGUCACCUUCUCAUGUGGAUCAGAAGAAUCUUGUCAGCACCAACAGGAGUGAUGCAGAUGCAGACCAGCAAUCUGCAGAGGAAGAAGUCCCACAGUCUGCACAUGAACCAGGACCAGCUGGAGCGUUAGAGAAGGAGGAUGGUGAGGAUGAAGAGGCGAAGUCUCCUCUUGCAAAUGGUGUCUCUCCUGUCGCUCAGCCACUUUCACUCCUGAUCCAGAACUCUCCGACUGUGGCACCUGAUGACACCACUGCUGAACACAACACCGCUGAAGACACCAACUUGGAUCAGCUCAGUGGAGAAACUGACAGAAAUUUAAGAGAAUCUGACUUUUCAGGCAAAGAGAAAACAGCUGAGUCAAGUGAGGACAAACAGCCGUCCACAGUUCUUAAACAGGAAGCUUCAGAAACGACACCACCUGAGACAGAUUCAAACUUGUCACAGGGAGAAGCAGACACAAAUGAGGACAACCGACAAAAGACAGACAAACCAGUUUGUGCAGUUGAAAAUAAAUCAGAAAGUGGAGGUGACAGUGAAGGUACCCAACAGGAUCUGUGUGGAGCAGCAUCCCAGCAGCCUGAGAGCCCCACAUCAGCAACACCAGACAACAGGAGCACCAAUCGAUCUCAAGGAUCUUCAGCCACUGCACAUGGUGACUCAGAUCAAGAGGAAGAGGCCAAGACCAGGAAAGACUCAGCUGAGUGUGCUGAGGUUGAAGGUGAAACUGCUGAAUCUAAAAAUGAGAUCCAGUGUGGCCCAAAAGAAGACAAAGCAGGUUAUGUUCGACAGAGUAUAAAGCGGUUCGAGCCAAACACAAGAUUAAGAAAGAGCAAAGACAAGCACAAGGAAACUGCAUCUCCUCCUUUCUCUCCACCUACUGAGUCACCUUCUCAUGUGGAUCAGAAGAAUCUUGUCAGCACCAACAGGAGUGAUGCAGAUGCAGACCAGCAAUCUGCAGAGAAAGAAGUCCCACAGUCUGCACAUGAACCAGGACCAGCUGGAGAGUCAGAGAAGGAGGAAGAUGAGAAUGAGGAGGCGAAGUCUCCUCUUGCAAAUGGUGUCUCUCCUGUCGCUCAGCCACGUUCACCCCUGAUCCAGAACUCUCCGACUGUGGCACCUGAUGGCCACACUGCUGAACACAUGGAAGACACCAAGUUGGAUCAGCUCAGUGGAGAAACUGACAGAAAUUUAAGAGAAUCUGACUUUUCAGGCAAAGAGAAAACAGCUGAGUCAAGUGAGGACAAACAGCCGUCCACAAUUCUUAAACAGGAAGCUUCAGAAACGACACCACCUGAGACAGAUUCAAACUUGUCACAGGGAGAAGCAGACACUAAUGAGGACAACCGACAAAAGACAGACAAACCAGUUUGUGCAGUUGAAAAUAAAUCAGAACGUGUAGGUGACAGUGAAGGUACCCAACAGGAUCUGUGUGGAGCAGCAUCCCAGCAGCCUGAGAGCCACACAUCAGCAACACCAGACAACAGGAGCACCAAUCGCUCUCAAGGAUCUUCAGCCACUCCACGUGGUGACUCAGAUCAAGAGGAAGAGGCCAAGACCAGGAAAGACUCAGCUGAGUCUGCUGAAGCUGAAGGUGAAACUGCUGAAUCUAAAAAUGAGAUCCAGUGUGGCCCAAAAGAAGACAAAGCAGCAUGUGAUUUACAAGAUGAGACACCACGAAAAGGUUAUGUUCGACAGAGUAUAAAGCGGUUCGAGCCAAACACAAGAUUAAGAAAGAGCAAAGACAAGCACAAGGAAACUGCAUCUCCUCCUUUCUCUCCACCUAUUGAGUCACCUUCUCAUGUGGAUCAGAAGAAUCUUGUCAGCACCAACAGGAGUGAUGCAGAUGCAGACCAGCAAUCUGCAGAGGAAGAAGUCCCACAGUCUGCACAUGAACCAGGACCAGCUGGAGGUUUGGAAACUAAGCUAUCUGAGCCAGAUUGUGAAUAGCCAGGGAAACAACAAACAUUUACACAAAUACAAUAGAAACUGACUAACAAGAAUGAUAAUUAAAAAAAAGCUCUGAUGAGUCUGCUGAGGUUGAAGGUGGAACUGUUGAAUCUAAACAUGAGAUCCAGUGUGGCCCAAAAGAAGACAAAGCAGGUCAGUGAGAGCCUUAGUGAGGAUAAAGAAGAACAGAAGGAUGAAGUUGUCGUAUUGGCUAUCAUACAACUUGGCAAAUUUGAAAGAGAAAACUUAAGAAAGAAAGUGAAAGUGAAGAAAACAAAAGUAUAAGAUCAAUACAAACAUGUCAAGGCAAAGUUAGAAGUAUGUAAGUAAAUACUUUCAGUCUAAGACAGUCCAAAGGCAGGCAGAGUAUUCAAUACAGGAAAAAUAUGGAGAGAUGGACAUAAAAUAAGAGCUGACGAGAAAAGGAGUAACUGAACCUCCUCAUUAAAGCCAUUAAUAACAAUAUGCUGAAAAUGCAAUGAUAGCCAUCUUAUGAACAGUGAAACAGCCUAAGGUUACAUGAACCUGACCUGAAAUGACACUGCAGGCCUGACAUUUGACAGUUUAUAGGAAGUGACUGCCACAGUAACAGGAGUUAAUUUUUUUUUAAAACACAGGCCUUUUGUUUACAUAGUUUUAUAUGUAAAUGAUUCACACUUAGGUUUUCGAGUUGGUCCAGUAGAUCAUUAAGUUUGGCAGCUGUGAGACAUAAUUACAGUGUAAUCCUUCAGGACCACUCUGACUAUCAAAGUUACGUCCACUAAAAGAGUUUCUUUGCUGCAGGAAGUCGGCAGUGGAAAUUCGAGUCAGACUUGGACAGACGAGUUUUGGAGUUUAUCUAGAAGUUCUGCCAGCCAGAAUGUAUUUCCAAAGUCAUGGCUGCAUGUUUAGUUUAUCUCAACAAUCUAGAUGUGUAAACUGCAGCAGCUCACAUCUUGUGGGAUUUCAGUGUGAGAUGUGAGACUUCUCCUUAAGACUUGUGUUUCUGCUUAAGCAAAUAGGAUUUUCUGUGUAACCAAAAGGUCUCUCUCUGUAGGGUUCCUUUCUGUAAUGUUGUUAACAAUUGGCUAUGAGUGACAAAAUGACACUUUCAGUUGACGAUCUUUGACCGUCAACAGAUCCCCCAAGGGGUCUGUGACUGUUCACUGACGCAAUCUACCGGACUAAUUCCAAAACUUUUGGUCAGUAUGAAUCAUUUAAACACCAAAACAUGUAAAUAUAGGGCUUCAAGUUCAAAAGUACCGAAAUUUCCCUUUAAACUCAGAGAGUGCGGAAAGAAAAUUUACAGUUUCUUUUUCCUUUCUUUUAAGCUCUUUUUGGUCUUCCUGCUCUCAACUACUGAACUAACUGUAAUAUCAUUCAUGUUCAUUCUGACAUGUGCAGUGCUGCAUUCAAUGUUUUUUAUUAUUUUGCUUUUUAAAGGAUACAAAAAGUAUUGACUAAUGAUGCUACAUGUAAUUUUUAAAUUUAUAAAUGUAAUUCAUAAAUCAAGCUAUUAUUAUAAGAAGUUGUAUCUGUGAUACAACCAGUUUAACAGCACUGAUCUUAUGAAUCUCAUGCUACGGCCUUUGAGCAUACGUAAGACAGAAAUUAUAAGAGAUAACACAAAUCUCAUACUGUGACCCAUAAGGGAGACUUUAUGGUGGAAAGGAGAGACACUAACCUUAGUUUGACAUUCAGUGACUGUAAAAAGGUGAAACCAGCAGACUUUUGUCCUCUUGGAAUCAAAUGCUUUAUUACAGAUGUUGUACGAGAGCAUAAUCACCACAAACACAGAGCUACAAAAAGGUUCAUUGUCAGAUAACUGUUAUCUCAUGUAUUUAAAAACGUUUUUGCACUAUUUUUUUUUUUUAUUUUACCGGUGUGUUUCUACUAAUUUAAUUCUGUGACAAUUUUUCAGAUUUUUCAGAGCUCAGUGUUUGUCAUUAUUGAUUAUUCAUCAUUAUUUGUGAUUACCAUGUUUCCACGAUGCUAAAGAUAUAUUUUAUUUGUAUUAUGGUGCUUUGGUGAAUUUAUUGGUAAAGGCAGUGCUUGUGUGAGUACUUUAUUUUUAUUUUUCAUUUGUUUAAAAUCUUUUUUCAUGUAUAAUCUAAGCUAAGACUACGGUAUACUGUUUUUU
Scatophagus argus is the source of this 5505-nucleotide messenger RNA. RefSeq names its product midasin-like. Lineage: Eukaryota; Metazoa; Chordata; Actinopteri; Scatophagidae. Bases 192 to 3386 code for a protein of 1064 amino acids. The record is from RefSeq and is a predicted model, not a curated record. The transcript has 17 exons.